Messenger RNA from Orussus abietinus, 4005 nucleotides. Its product is annotated as O-acyltransferase like protein. The transcript is spliced from 10 exons. NCBI's taxonomy places the organism in Eukaryota, Metazoa, Arthropoda, Insecta, Hymenoptera, Orussidae. Gene Ontology annotation, molecular function: acyltransferase activity, transferring groups other than amino-acyl groups. The record is from RefSeq and is a predicted model, not a curated record. Bases 1153 to 3549 code for a protein of 798 amino acids.
CCACUUUCCUUAUCCCCUUAACGCGUUAUACAGGAAUGUGAAAUACGAAAAAAUGUUCAGGUCAACCAUGGAAAUGUGCUUAAAAAUAUAAUUGUUUAGCGGAAAAUACAAUUGUCUGACGAUUUUUAAGAAAAUUUAUUUCCCAGGUGUAAGUACCUUGGGCGCGUAUACCUACGUGCACAGGUGCUGGUACACAUACAGAUGCUUUCAAUUCAUACUUACACGCCCAUCCUUCCACUGCUCCUUCAACACUGGUAUAAGGUUUAAGUUUUCACCGGUCCCCCUCCAUGAGUAUCUGCUUAACGUCAACCGUACCUUUACUGGUGGGCAAAACCAUUUCUCCACCAGCUCCUAAGUUGGACGAUACAGUUCGGCGGUGGCCAUCCAACUAAAAGGACCCAAUCGCGUUAAAUCGACGACAAAGUAAUCGACAUCUUGAAUCGGCUCUCAGACUCUGCAAAUCUCGGUAAUUUUCAAAUGAAAGUAAUGAUCAACAAUUGUUGGAAAGAAAUCAGCUCAUCGACUGUGGAGGCUUGUCAACGAAUCCAACGAAGUUAUCCAAAAUAUCCUGUGGGGUGAAAAAUAUUCUACCCCGGGGUAGUCGGAUAAAGUGCGCCGUACUCUUUACUAGAAGAAGGGAUUUCCUCGACACGUUGAUUAGUAUAAUUGAAAAAUCGUCGAACAUCUUAACCGUAGCUCGACGGGUUCGUUGUUUCUCGUGGAAGUCGGGAUGUAUUAAUUGAACGUGCUAACGGAGUAAAUACUAUAAAAAAAUAUUUAUAAAAAAGAAAAAAAAGUAGUACUUUUAUUGAUGAACGAUCCUAAUAAUGUAAUUAAAUUAUACAGAAUGGUAAUGAACUACACGGAUGUCAAUGGACGAGCGGUGAGAGUUCAUUGAGAGAAAUUCGAAGAAGGGAAGUGCAAGAUCUCACGAUAUAAAGGCAUUAAAUAACUAAGAAUCUAUUUAAUUAGGAGGAAUAUUUAUGUUAAAUAAAAAAAAAGAGAAAUUACGGUAGACGUCUGGAACUGAUCCGUCGAUGAGUGAAGCGGGAAUCGAAGGAUCAUUAUGAAGUCUUGACAGAGAUAGAGUUGAAAUUAAUUAUUAAUUUCCGAGGAACCGGUUUAAUACUCUCGCGUGGAAAGUUAGCAACAAUGGCCGGUAUUCCUUUCUUAACUUUACUAACUAUUGCCGGCCUUACUUUCGCCGGUGGAGAGACGGAAAGACUUUUACCCUUGAGUCCAGUAAGCUCUCAAGAUCCAGCGGAUCAUCAAUUGUCCGUGCAUCGUAUCAGGAGUCUUCCGAAGGACGAAGAAAUUCUUCCUAGGAACUGGACCACUAUUUCUGAGACUCUGGACGUCUAUAGUUCGAGAAAUCUCGAGAGGAAUUGGGCAGAAAGGCAAUAUUCCAUCGGUGAUGAAUGUGCCAAGGAUGUGACCAGAUACUUGGAAGGGUUAAGAAACCACGAGCUCUGGGCUAUGAAAGUGGACGACGCCUCCGGACGGUACACCAAUGGAUUUUUCUGGGGCAAUUCUUACUUCCUAGGCUCCGCCACGGAAUGCGCGUUGAUCGGAUACGAUUACUCAAAGAAAAGUGAGAGACUUGCCAGACCUUUGUCGAACGAAAUUCGCGAAUUCACCGUGGAAUCGACGAAAAAACUUAAUGGCGGACUGAGCGGAGCGAAUCUUCUGCCUCCCACGAUCUUGGACAAACCGCCAUUUCCCCUUGGAUUUUUCAUGCUGCGAAUCUCGGUGAAUGGCACCAAUCCCCACCGGACGAAAUUGAUUCAUCUGGGAAUAUGCUUGCCAUUCUCGUGCACAGCAUCCGAUGUAGCAGUGAUAGCGAAAUUAUCCGCAAGCGAAUUUGCAUCCAGACACUCUUCCAUCGAAAGGGUUCGUGACCAGCACAACGUGUACAACAUGUACGCGGAUCCGGUCUUCUGGAUCUUGUUUGGCGUCAGCCUAGUGGUCCUUUUACUAAUGAUUUCCGGCACGGGAUACGACAUAUUUCUCGUUAAAAGACUAUCUCGUAAAACGGCUAGGAAUUACGAUUUGGAGAAACAUGCCAAACUGGACCACCUUACCAAUGGAAUCGUGAAAAUGCAAAAUGCUUUUCAAGGUAAGGUCUACCUUCCUGUUCCAGUGUCGGAGAACAUGGUCAAUGGGUCUCCACCAGUGAAUAACAACAACGAUCGAGAGCAUAAUUCAUCGUGUACAGAUUUGAAUUCGGAGAAGCUCAACGUCUACGAGGAGCUACUGCUCUCUUUUUCUGUUCGAGCUAAUGUAAAAUCAAUCUGCGAUAACGCAGUAGGAAGAGAUACGAUUAGCACCGUCCAUGGUCUUAGAGCGAUCUCUAUGGCCUGGGUUAUCCUUGGGCAUACUUGCAUCGUGGUCUUCAAGUACUCAGACAAUAUGGAGUACAGGAAGGUCGUAGAGAAGAGGCUUCUCUUUCAGACCAUCACAAACGGGGCCUUCAGCGUGGACACGUUUUUCUUUAUGGGGGGUUUGCUCGUCAGUUUUUUGUAUUUCAGGACCAAUGCCAAGGGAGACCUUAAUAAGUUAACACAAGGCACCAAAGGUUUCGUUGCUGGGGUCCUGAAAUUUGCAGGAUUUCUGGGGUACAGAUUUUGUCGACUUACUGCGCCUUAUAUGUUCGUUUUGGGUGUCGUGGAGGUCUCUAUGAAAUGGUUCCAUGCCAAUUCUAUUUUCGAACCACCCACGGCUGAUCAUGAAAACUGCCCGAAUUAUUGGUGGAGGAAUUUACUGUAUAUCAAUACUUUGUUCCCGGUAGAGCAAAUGUGCAUGUUAUGGAGUUGGUACGUUGCAGACGAUACGCAGUUUUACAUCGUGGGGGCAAUAAUACUGAUUAUUGCGACCAACAAUUUCAAACUUGCAGCGUUCUUCACAGUUACUCUGCUGAUUAGUUCAUGGGGUACCACGGGAUACAUUGCGUAUGUGAAUAACCAUAUGCCGAGCUCGGACGAUCCCCUGGCUCUCUUUGACAAAAUUUACGAUAAACCGUGGACCCGAUUAGGACCGUACCUAAUCGGAAUGUCGGUUGGAUACUUCUUGUUCAAAAUUGAUUGUAAAAUAAAAAUGACCAAGACCGCGGUUGUGGUUGGUUGGCUCCUUUCGUCAGCGUGUCUCUUGAGCUUAUUGUAUGGUUUGUACGAGGCAGAACUUAGCCCAGCAACAGCGGCAGCGUAUUCCUCGUUGAGCCACAGUGUUUGGGCUUUGGGACUAUCAUGGAUCGUCAUAGCUUGCAGCACGGGAUAUGGAGGGUACGUUAACGACAUUCUGUCAGCACCGAUUCUCUAUCCAUUCAGUAGAGUGACAUAUUGUGCGUAUUUGGUGCACCCAAUAAUCAUCAGGUUAACCGCAAUGAAUAUGGACGCACCGUUUCACCUGGGAAAGGAUACAGUGAUGAUAACGUUCUUCGGGCAAGUGGUUCUUUCGUACUUCCUGUCCUUCGUAAUUUCCGUUUCCUUCGAGGCUCCCGUAGUUAGUAUGCUCAAGAUUCUGGCGCCUAAAAAAAGAAAGCGCAUUCAAUGAAACGACGAUCCGCUAUUCUUCAGAUGAAUUCUGGCCGAUUAAGCCGUCACCUGUACAUCUUGCAUUCCGUACUUGAAUACUUUAGAUCAAAAGUAUGGACGAAUGAAAAGAUCGAGAAGUUUGUGAAUAGCUGCACUUUGGUACACUAGACUCCACGAUAUGGCAUGCAAGGGUUGCCUAUCACGAGAGAUGAAGUAAUUCCACCUGUGUUACCCUUAAUUUUCUAUAAUGUAUUGUUAGUUGUAAAAAUAAAUUAUUUGCCUUUUUAUCGUGCGUACAGGUUCCCCUUUGAAUAAUUAUAACUUAAAUUAUUCAAAUCAAUUGAAGUAAAAUUUAUCCCUAGGGUGCAUACUCUAGGAAAUUAUUUAUUAUAAAAGUGGAAUUAUGUAUAAUAAAAAGUUGUUUAAGAAUAACUGCAAAAAUAGUAUAAACAUCAACUACGAAAGGGUAAUUAUA